AUGCAAUAUUCGGCAUUUAUCAACGACAAACUCGAGAAUAUGAAAAAGAUACUCCCUCUCAGUUACUACAAUUUGCCAUACUAUCUGAAAAUAUGUUUCUUGUACUUGGGCAUAUUCCCAGAGGAUUACAAGAUUGAGCGCAUGAGACUGAUCCGAUUGUGGAUCGCGGAAGGAUUUGUGGAAGUGAGAGGGGAAAUGACGAUGGAAGAAGUCGCUGAAAGCUACCUCAAUGAGCUUAUUAAUAGAAGCUUGGUCCAAGUGGCAAAGAUAGAUGAUGUUGGAAGGCGUAGAGAGUGUCGCCUCCAUGACCUUUUCCACUUCAAAGUCAAGAAAACAAAAUGUUGUCGCAAUAUGGCAAAACCUAUAUCCAAGUCAUUGAUGCCUAUAUUAUUCAAUGGUGGGGUUAGGUUGUUGAAGGUUUUGGACUUGAGAAGUGCUUCUUUAGAGACACUUCCAGAUGAAAUUGUCAAACUAUUUCAUCUUAGGUAUUUAAGCUUGAGGGGAACAAAUAUUAAAAUGCUUUCGAAAUCCAUCUCUAAGCUUGAAAACCUCGAAACUUUGGACCUCAAAGGCACCUACGUAACCGAGCUGCCUAUUCAGAUCCUAAAGCUCCAACAACUUCGUCAUCUCUUGGUGUAUCGUUGUGGUAAAGUUUAUCCCAUUUAUGAUUUAUAUGGUUUUAGAGCAAUACCGGGAAUAGAAGGUUUUUCUUCCCUCCAAAAACUUUGUUUUAUUGAAGUGAACCACGGCAAUGGUAGGAUUGUAGUGGGAGAGCUAGGGAGACUGACACGGCUAAAGAGAUUGGGGAUUACGAAGUUGAGAAGGGAAGAUGGGAUAGCUUUGUGCUCCUCUCUUGAAAAGUUGAGCAACCUUCUCGCAUUGUCUGUACGUUCUGUAGAAGAGGACGAGAUCAUUGACAUUCAACACUUGUCUUCUCCUCCCCGGUUUCUUCAACAGCUAUAUUUGAAGGGACGUUUGGAAAUGUUGCCGCUUUGGAUAAGUCUGACACACUAG
This is a messenger RNA of Cornus florida, 1014 nucleotides long. Its product is annotated as disease resistance protein RPM1-like. The transcript has 2 exons. Bases 1 to 1014 code for a protein of 337 amino acids. The record is from RefSeq and is a predicted model, not a curated record. NCBI's taxonomy places the organism in Eukaryota, Viridiplantae, Streptophyta, Magnoliopsida, Cornales, Cornaceae. Gene Ontology annotation, biological process: defense response to other organism.